Spirodela intermedia is the source of this 13260-nucleotide messenger RNA. NCBI's taxonomy places the organism in Eukaryota, Viridiplantae, Streptophyta, Magnoliopsida, Alismatales, Araceae. The record is from the annotation of a GenBank genome assembly.
AUGGAGAAGUACGGGGAGCUGAGGGAGGCGCUGGAGACGGUGGCGGUUGUGGACGCUCACGCCCACAACCUGGUGGCGAUCGACUCCGAGUUCCCGUUCCUCCGGUGCUUUUCCGAGGCGGAGGGCGACGCCUUGGCCUUCGCCCCGCACAGCCUCUCCUUCAAGGUAACGCCAGAAGAGUGAUCUCCGCCGCUUGGGAGCUUCCCUCUGGUCGUUGCUUUCUCCUCAAGUUUUUCUGCCUCCCUUUGCUCGUCUCGUUCGGUUUUCUGGGGGAAAAUCAGAGCAUGCCGGUUUAGCUUGCGGCAUUUGUCUCCGAUCUAGAUGGAAGAUCCGUCCUGUAUGUUUUCCGUAAUCGCGCGGAAGUUGCAGAAGAUGACGUCCCUUCGUGGACGAUCUCGUCCGGCCGGUGCCGCUCGGAGCGUCUUCUUCAGAUCGGUUGGACCUGUUUUCCUCCGGAGCAGGUGUGAGUCAAGUCGUCUCGAAUCCACAUAUCAUCUCCCUCCGACCCCCUUCGCGACUGAUUCCUUCUGUACACUGAACACACUCUUCGAUUUCUCGUCUUCGCGACGGUGACAUCGUGAAUGGUACUCCGUUCUGACCAUUCUGUGUCUGGUGAUUCUUACCCGUUCUUCUCCGCCGUCCAAACGCGAGGGAGAGGGAAGAUAACGAUAGGUACCGACAGGGAGGAUUCCCUUUCUAUUUUUUCGUCCUGCAUUCACCAUCUACUCGGAGUGGGCAGUGGGAAUGGGGGUUGGGUUGAGCUGAACAGUCGAUGGAGAUGGGCGACAAGGGGACGAGAGUUCGCCAUUGACGUGGGGCCCCAUGGGUCAUCCUCUUGACAAUUUACUAUUUUUAUUUCAUCGGUCAAACCAUCCUCCUCCACUACAAGACAGAUCUGGCCAGACGGUGCCGUCUAAACUGUAGCAGCUUGGGGCGCCGGCGCCGGGGCCGGCGGGGUGGCGACGGGGGCCGACGGCUGCGCCGUGCCCAUGUCGCAGUAGUCGCGGAGGAUGUCCCCUUCUUCAGCCGUGAAUCCGAUGGAGGAGAGCAUGUUGGGCCAGCACUGGCGGGUGAUGAUGCGUAUGGCGCGGCAGCACUCGUUGCCGAUGUACGCCUCUCCGUUCAGGAAGAAGAGGACGACCUCGUUGGUGCAGGACCGCAGCUCCAGCAGUGCUCCCCAGCAGUCGAUCAUGCCGCUGCCGUCGCCCGUCUCCACCAGGAUGCCGCCGCCGCCGCCGCCCAUGAGCCUGGCCUCCAGCGAGCGGUUGGGAAGCUCUUGGGGCGCCUCCCGAGCAGCCGCCAUGGAGGUUGUCGUCAAGAGGGAGAGGAGGAGGAAGGCGAGCUUCUGAACCGCCAUGGUUUCCUGGGCAAUGUCGUCGGCUGCGCUGGCGGCGUGAUUGACACGAAUGAGGAGGUGCCUUGCAGCGAACUGUAUUUAUAGACGGCGGGCGAGCGAUGGAAGACGAGGAGUUUCGAAACGAUCAGAUGGCUGGACAUGGAAUCCGAGAAGGUGGCGGGCGUAGGUUACAGAGGCUACAGACGCCUUCCAAUUAUGAAGGGUCUUCCACGAUUUGAUGAGCGAGCGAUGAGACCCGUUGCGGCCUUGGUAAGCCGAGAGGACGACUCCGUUGGGCGUACCGAAAUUGUGGAGCUUCAGUCGCUGAAUGAUGCUUUGGCUUCAAGUGAUAUACUCCAAAGAAACAUAAUAUUCUGUCGGAUCAGUAAUCCAUGCUACUUUUCUUUUCACAUUUUUCUACCUUCGCCGGACUUCUUCUCAGCCUUUUCUUCUCUGGUAUUCUUGUCUGCUCCAGACUGGAUUUCAGUGCUCAGUUUUCGCUUUUGGAACCUGGGUAUUCAUUUUUUAUGAUUAUUUCAUUGACUGCAGAGGAGCUUGAGGGACGUCGCUGAACUGUACAACUGCGGUGCGUCUUUGUCCGAGGUGGAGGCUCAUCGCAGGUCCUCGGGGUUGCAGGCAAUUGGUUCAAAGUGCUUUGCAAGUAGUAAUAUAUGUGCACUCCUGAUUGAUGAUGGAAUUGAGUUUGACAAAAUGCAAGACUGGGAGUGGCACAGUCGCCUUGUUCCUGCAGUUGGUAGAAUAUUGAGGAUCGAGCAUUUGGCUGAGACGAUUCUUAACGAAGUGAGGAACUCUACUGCCCUCUUUCAGUCUCUUUGUUCUUUCGCGCAUUUACCUGUGCAUUAGCCAUAGAUAGUUAAACAUGAACGAGUUUCAUUCUAUUUGAUUUUAUUGAGAACUGCUUUCUGCCAAAUUUCUGUUUGAAGAUGCAGUAAGCGCGUCAAAAAAUAUGUUUCCCCAUAUUCCGAGUUCCGAUCUUCAAUUUGUACCCUUUGUGGAAUUACCAACCUCUUUUGAAUUCUCCAAUUUGAACAUGAUUGGAACCUUUUAUUACUAUAAUUGGAGCAUGAUUGGAAUUACUAGGAUUAUCGUAUUUUUAUUUCACUGAAAGGUACGGUGACAUGAUACCCGUGGGAACAUGAUCCUAGUCUGCUUUGAAUCCUGCAUUCAUCUUGAUAGUUUUGUUAUAUAUGUAAUGUAGCUUUCCAUGGUAUAUUUUAUUCAUUUGUUGACUUUUUGUGAAUCAAUUCUCUGCCAAAAACAGUACUGAGACCUUGCAGCCUUAAUUUUACUAUGUGCUUUGGAUAACGAUAUAACCUUUUUCCAGGAAAAAAAGCAAGGCUCACACAUUACGUUGGACUCAUUUAUCAACACCUUUGUGGAAAAGUUGAACUCAUAUCCUUUUAACUAAAAUCCUACACUUUUCUUACAAUAUCUUCUGUCGAUAGCAAAAAAACCAUUAUGCUUCAAUGCGUUUCUUUAGCACAUCAUCCACAGUUGCAGAUAAGGUUGUUGGAUUCAAAAGCAUAGCUGCUUAUAGGAGUGGACUAAAUAUUGAUACACAAGUUAGUAAGGAGGCUGCCGAAGAAGGACUUGUUGAGGAGUUUAAUGGUAUGCCAUACUAAACAUGAAUUGGCACUCAACAUGCUGGAAUGUGGAGAAUGUUGUUUUGUUUAUUAUUUUACAUUUAAAACUUUAGUGAUUUUUUAAAAAAAAAUCAUUGUUCAGGCAACUUUCCUGUCCGAAUCAAGAACAAGAUGUUGAUCGAUUAUAUAUUUACAUGUAGCUUGGAUGUUGCAGUAUGCUUUGACUUGCCUAUGCAGAUUCACACAGGGUAAAAAAACCAAUUCUUUUCAAAUUUAUUUUUUUCUUGUAUAAUAAUUUCUGAAGCAUGUGAUUGAAUGUCAUCGGUUUUUAGUUCUUUGUUUAUAUUCUUUCAUUCUUCGUGAUACCUCUGUCAGGUUGUCUUCGAUUUUUAUGCAUGCGACUUAAUAAAUCAGUUAUCAUAAACACAUAUUUGAAGUUUGGUGCAAUAUGUAUUCGUUUUUUCUUUCAUUAAAGUAGAUGCUUUGGGAUGCAUCAAGGUGAACACUGACACGUUAAACCUAAUUAUUAUUAGAGAUGGUUAUAUGGUGUCCAGUUUGAAACGAAUAUAGGGGAGAAAUUUGGUGUUAUGGUAACAGCAAAGUUUCUAGGUGUAUGAAAUUGGUUCCAUGUCUCGCCUGACCCAGUACUUCAGUCAGGUGCUGAGUAUGAUACGAAGACAGCGCUAUUAUAUGAUCUGAUUAGUGGAGUGAACUUGUGUAGCAACAGCUUCAUCGUUUCAUGCGUUCUUUCCCAUGUUCCUGUUCCCUGUUUUUAUUUCUCAAGCAGGUGUUGAGGGUAAUGCAGGAAGAGAACCAUUUGUUCGAUCAAUGGUUUCUACCAUUUCAUGUUUGAACUUUGCAUAUGCAACAUUCUCUUCAGAUUAAUGCUCAGUGACAAAAUGCUGCCCAUAUUUUAGUGUAGAUUACUUUAUUCAAUGAUGUUUUUUCUUUUUGAAUAUAUGUGAAUAGGAUGGACUGUUGGCUUCUUCUAAUUGAUGACCAAUUAGAAUGUCUGAAUUAACCAUUCAGCAAAACCAAUUAGUUCAAAGGUCGAGGGUUAUAAAGUUGACAUUUUGUUCUCUUGUGAUCAGUUCUUUCUAACCCUAAAUAUUUUUUUGUCUUUUUUUUUUUUUACCAGUAUCAAAUCACAAAGCCCUGUUGAGUGUUGGAUGAAAUCAACUAGAAUUAUAUUCCUGCGUAUGGGAAUGGGGGGCUUCACAAUAGGAUCGUUAUUAUUCGAUUUGGAUUUUAAGGAAUGGAAAGGCAGGAUUGGACGAGUAAUUUUUUUAAUUCAGAUUUAUAUUAAAUCCGGUGCGAAUGAGUGUACAUCUAUGACUAUCUUUGAAAAGUGUAUACUAAAUCAGAUUGCACGGCAUCUGUCAUGUACAUUUCUUUCCUGAAAAGUGUGAUAAUGACUGUUCUUGAAGUGAAUUUUUUAACUUAUAAGUUUAUGGCCAUAUGCAUUUUAUUUCCAGUGAUAUGCUUAUGCCCUCUGAUAUGGGUUAUAAUAUUGAACAUCGUGUAUUGUUUGUUCAAAUUUUAGUUUUGGGGACAAGGAUUUGGAUUUGAGGCUUUCCAAUCCUCUUUUCCUACGUAAUGUUCUUGAAGACAAGAGAUUUGCAAGUUGUCGAAUUGUAUUAUUGCAUGCCUCUUAUCCUUUCUCAAAAGAAGCAUCAUAUCUUGCUUCAGUUUACCAUCAGGUGCGUUACUGUUGUAUGCAGAUCUAGUGUCAACAUUUUUGUUACUUGAUAGGUUACUGACACAAUUUUCAAAAUAGGUUUACCUUGACUUUGGUUUGGCAGUGCCCAAGCUUAGUUACGAGGGUAUGGUUUCUUCUGUGAGAGGACUUCUUGAUUUAGCACCACUUAACAAGGUACUUGAUGGCGGCUAGAUUGUGAAAAAUUUACUUCAUUUUAGAGAGCACUCGUUUCAUUGAAUGCAACGAUUAAACACUCCUUAUUCAGAUAUUUAAUUUUUGGCGAAAAUCACCAUAUUGUCUUUUACGUAUUUAUCAUAGUUGUAGUAUGCUUCAUGCUCGAGUUUUCAUUCUAGAGGUAGCAUCGUUCAUAGAGUGGUUUUCAUCUGGGAAUGUGUAUUCCUAUCUAUUUUGAAAUAGCAGAAUAAGAAGAGAGAAGCCCCAUUGAUUCAUUUGAUAUUCUUUGUUUGGGAGGGAAGAAAUUUGUUUAAUUCGUUUUAUAUUUGAUUUUGAUAGUGUGGCCAUUUUUUAUGCCUUUUUUCCUGGGAAAAUGUUUUCAUAAUUGUAGAAAGUGAAAAAGCCACUCAUAAUGAUCACAGUCUAGGGUUUAUAUCCUAACCCUAGAGGGCGUGUAAUGGGCCACAAUAAGUUUGGCCACUAGGGUGGGCUGUAACAUAAGGAGCCCAUUACACUAUAAGGGGCCCAUUACAUUUAACAAUAAUUAUUAUCCUUAAAUUGUGAAAUUUAUAAAUAGAAUGGAUACGAUGCUUUAUUGAUAAAGAUCCUAACAAUGAUUUCAUUUGAAACAGGGAGCUUUUUUAUUGAAAAUAAAUGAUUUGCUGAAUCUAUGUUUUCCAAAAAAAUAUGCUGUAAUAAUAGCGCAGUUGGUCCAUAGAUAAUAUGCAUUAAAUGAAGCUGAUUCGUUUGUGAUCAGAUCUUAUAGGAUAACUGUCUGUUUACUUUCUUUAGCGGCACAUAUUUUGGAACUUAUUAUCUGAAGGUAUGUGUAAACUUAGGGUGGAUAUUGAUGAAUGUUAUCGAUACAGAUGAUCCUAUUCAGAUUUGAAUUAGGACUCAAACAAGGGAGCCGGGGAAGAAUAAGAAAAUCAGUUAAAGCCAUAGUCUAAAUUAUAUCAAAUGCUUUGCAUAGCCCCUCUCGCCCUGUCUAUUUUGGCAUAUUUCAGGAAUCUUUUUCUAUUGAGAGGUUUUUGUCUCAACUAUUAUAACCUAUAUGAUACUGCUCAAGCUCAUGGUUCUUUCCAUGCCCCUUCAUGGACUCAAAAUAAAGCAAAAUAAAAUAAAUAAAAUGGGUUAAAAUAUAACGAUGCCCUACACCAAGAGUUAAGACGUCGGUGGUGAUUUUUGCAAUUCUUAAUUAAAGUUUCUGAUGUUCCUGAAUAUUUUUUUAAUUGUCUGUUUUAUUUGAUACGAGACUUUGUUGUCGAAUGUCUUAUCUCAAGGUAAUGUUCAGCACCGAUGGAUAUGCAUUCCCAGAGACUUAUUAUCUAGGUAUGUCUAGCAUCAUAUCAUCAGACGACUUGUCUUUUUCGUCGAUUUUUUCUUUGGUUAGCUCGUUUUAGGUCCACUCAAUUCCAUAUAUUCAUGAAGAAUAUUUUUUUGACUCAGAAAAUAUUCCCCAGAGACCAGCUGACCGUGAAUAUUCGGUCCUUUUGCUAUAUUGUUGUCGAAGGCAGGCAAUGUCUUCGGAAUGUUCCAUAGCCAUUUUGUUAUCGUGUCAAGGGUUUUUAAAGUUGAAAAAAUAAUCAUAGGAAGAGGGAGGGGUAGGAUCAUGUUUCUAGGGCGCAGAGGUCACUUGUCUACUCUUUGUUGCUUGAACUUUUGGUUCUUAAUGGUGGACCACAUCUCCUCCUUUAAUGGAUUCUUAUUGGUCAUCUGAUUUUUUAUUUGGUAACUUUCACGUGUAUUAUAUUGUAGAGAACAUAAUGCCCGCCAUAUGAAAAAUAAAUUUUAUCUUUAACGAUAUAUGAAAAAUGGAAGUAAAAAAGCUCACGAUGGACAUAAGACAACUCUAAUCUCGUUUGCAUUGUGAAUGUUGAAGAUAUAAACUAUUUCCCUUUUCUUCUUCGUUGACUUUGAAAUCUUCAGGUAUAAAGCAGGCACGCAAAGUCUUGUACUCCGUCUUCUCAAGUGCAUGUCAAGAUGGUGAUCUUACCAUUCCUGAAGCUGUGGACGCCAUAAAGGCCAUAUUUAAAGAGAACGCUUGGAAAUUUUAUAACUUAAGGGAAAAAAUUGCUCCUAUUGAUUCCAGUUCUGUAUCUUCUAGCAUUGUGCUGAAUGAGUAUAGAACAUCAUCAGAUGAUAUCAUAUUUGUGCGUCUUAUUUGGGUUGACACUUCUGGUCAGCACCGAUGCCGUGUGAGUUCUCCAUGGAAAUUGACAACAAUUUCUCCUAAAUUUCUUCAGAUUUUUCUGUAUGUUACCAUUAAGCUUUCCUUGGUUAUACUUAUUGAAUGAAUUGCGAAAUAUUCCUUCUUUAAAACGUGAUUUAUAAAUAAUUUGUUCAUGAUAGAAUUUAGCUGAGAGCAAUAUUGAAGCUAAAUCAUUUGUGUUACAUGCUUAGAGGUAUGAUGACUGUGUGGAUGGAGGUGUUGAUUUCUUCAUUGAAAACAACUAUCAAACAUCUCUUUUCUGUGGGGUUUGAUGAAAUUUUUAGGGUUGGUUGGUGCACACAAGGGUAUGUAAGGAGGAAUUAAAUCGGAGGUGGAUACUUGAGGCUAGUGUUAGGCUUCCAUUCUUUGUAUUCAUUGAGUAACAUUUGGUCUCACUCCCAUUAUAAAAAGUGUAGUCGAGAUGGUUUUCGAAUUAUCAGAUUAAAACGCAUUAUACUACAAGAAUAAUUUGUAUUUGAGUAAGAAAAUUCCAAUUUGGUGGAUGAGUGGUAACCGAUUCCAUUUCAUUUAAAAUAAAUUUCUUAGUAUUAAAGUGGUGGAAUUAUUCCUCUGAUCUUUUUAACAGCAUUUUUCGAUGACAUCUUGAUGUCAAAUGACUGGGUUUCUGUGAGCUUUAAAAUUUUACUUCUGGUGGUUCGAACAUAAAUGCUACAAUGUCAGGUGGUCUGUUGGACAUCAUUCCAUCAUAUGCCAUUUAUGCAGGAAUACUGGAUUUGUUUAUAUUUAGUUGGAUUUUGUGCUCUGUUAAAUGCUAAGUUAGUAUCGAUACUCAUUUCAAGUUUAUGGGUAGAUUAAGCAUUAUGGUACGAGUCACCAUACCUCCAAGAAUAUUGAUCACAGAUAAGUACUAAUAAUCCAGACGUUUCAAUAACGUAUUGGUGACAACUGUGCGCCUAAGGCAUAGAAUCUUUUUCAAUAAUGUAUUGUAACCUGAUGUGAUGUUACAUAGUGCCCCAUAGUGCCCCUUUCUAACUGGCGUACUGCUAUUCUGGUAGAGACAUAUUGGGUGUUAUUACUUACACUCGUUGUGUCCACAGGUCGUUCCUGCAAAACGGUUUUAUGAAGUUGUAAAGGACAAGGGUGUAGGUUUGACUUUUGCAUCAAUGGGAAUGAGUUCGCAUUCAGAUGGGCCAGCGAAUGAGACGAAUCUUACUGGUGUAGGUGAGAUCAGGCUGAUACCUGAUUUGAAGACAAAGUGCAAGCUUCCAUGGUACAAAAUGUUUUCUUUCUUUUCUUUUCUUCAUGUGAGAUAUUUACAGGUUCAAAAACAUUUUUCCUUUGUAUCUCUUUCCAAAAAUCUUAUUUUCCAUAUAUUUUUUAAUAUUCCUUGAUUUUACUGGAGUUUUAAUAGUCUAAAUUGUUAGUAUUUUUUUAAAAUAUUUUUUAUUCUUAAGAAUAUUACUUUAUGAAAAGAUAUUGCCUUUCUACGUUGUGACAUGAUGCUGCUAAAAAGCUUGCCAUUUUAAUGAGCUAUGCCAGCUUGUGUUUUCUAAACAUUUUAUUUUACGGAAAAUUUGAUGUCAACACUCUUCAUUGUAGUGUGUGUAUGCUUGGUCACGUAUUUAUGGAAGUUCUCAUGGUGAGGUGGUCUGCAAGUUGCUUCAUCAUUCUUGGGCACUUGAGUGGUUCACUGCUAAGGAAUCGAGUUAGUCCAACAGCUGUUAGAGAUUUGUCUUGCAGAUGAUGGAAAGCACCUUUGGAGCUACAAUUGGGUUCUUUGGUGAAAAAUUGACCAAAUGUGAAGGAAAUACUGAUUUUUCGACAUGUUAAAAAAGAUAUAUUUGAAACACUGUAGUUUGUAUUAUUUUGGAAGAAGACAAUGAAAAUAAAUGGGCGAGAAUUUUUAUGGUACAAAAUUUUAACAUCCUUUUUUGAACUCCCUUAGUGGUAUAAAAAUUAAAAGUUGCACGACAGCAGGGAUUGAAUUGAUUAAAGAGGAAUCACGCACCCCCAAUGAACACGAACAUUAUAGUCCGUUUGAUCUCCAACUAUUCUGAAGAAUCAUUUUCUAAAUAGAAGCGUAGUCCAUGCGUAUUUCCUUCUAAUCAGCUUUCUCUGGAUUGUUAAAUCCAUACAAAAAUACAAGUUGUUGCCUGGAUACUUGACUUUGAAAUGUGAAAAAAGUAUGAUGGAUGUUUGCUUUCUUAACCUGCUGGCGCUUUGUUGGAGUGUUGAAAAUCUGUCUGACCAUCUCAAACUGAUGUGGUUCCCCCUUUUUGCUGUGCAUAGCUUGUUUGCAUUUCAUUGAUGGUUAGACCUGGAAUCUUUGAAGCUAUACCAAUUUUUGUGACUAUUUUGAUUUCAUUCGCUUAGCUAGUUUGCUCUUUCUUAACUAUGGUGUUUGAUUGACCUGGCCCAAAUUGAGGAUUGCCACACAAUUCCUUCAGUAAUAAAAUUCUUCCCCACCGGCAAGGUACUUUUAUGCUUUUUGUUCAAAUAAAAUCCAAUGCUUGCGAAUGCAUAACUGAAUUUGAACAUUCUGUCACAUAUUAGUCAGAUUGUCUGAAAUGUUGUCACAAGUUCCUUCUCAUGUUGAUUUCUUAAGAAUUGUGAUGUAGUUUCUGCCCGAAUGAUAUGCAAUGGCCCACUACUUGUAUGAAAAAAUGCGUAGGUCUGCUGAUUCCAUUGGACGAGGGAUAUUGUUUUUAUUUAAAGCUGCUUUUCUCUACAGGACAGAAAAAGAGGAAAUGGUGCUAUCUGAUAUGCAAAUAAAUCCUGGUGAAGCUUGGGAAUAUUGUCCAAGGGAAGCCUUACGAAGGGUGUCAAAAAUUCUGAAGGACGAAUUCAACUUGGUAGUUGUUCUUUGGCAUAUUUUAUUAUCAUCUUAGUAAUGAUAUUGCCAGCUUAUGAGGUGUUCAUGUGUAGGUAAUGAAUGCAGGAUUUGAAACGGAGUUUUUCCUUUUGCGGGGGAUUUUAAGGUAUCUUUAUGUUUUUUCUCAAUUUUUUUUGAGGUGCUCAUACUUCAAAUCAAUUUAAUACCAGAGCUGAGAAUUUAUACAGAGAAGGGAAAGAAGAGUGGAUCCCAGUCGAUAAGACUCCGUACUGCUCAACUUCUGGUUUUGAUGCUGUAUCACCACUGCUUCAAGAAGUGAACGCUGCCCUGCAUUCCCUAAAUAUUCCAGUCGAACAGGUGAUCCAAUCUGUGCCCUUUUACCUCAAAGAAUUUCAUGAUAUAUUGCCAUAACAUAUUUGAUCAAAAAAUCGUAAUUGCAGCUGCAUGCGGAAGCUGGAAACGGCCAGUUUGAGAUUGCGCUGGGUCAUGCUAUUUGCACUAGAACAGCUGACGAUUUGAUUUAUGUUCGUGAGGUUAUACGAUCUGUCUCUUCGAAGCAUGGGUUCUUAGCAACUUUUAUGCCCAAGUAGGACUUUCAUUUUUCUUAGUGUGAAAUUCAUUUUUUCUCAUUUGAGUUCGUGUAGUUUAUGAGGCAUUUGGGACAGGAAGUAUUUCACAUUUUUAUUAUUCUCAAAAAUUCUGUUUUUUUAACUCAUUUUGAGUGGUGUGUUCUGGGCAUAUAUGUUUGAAACUUCAAAAUUUGUUCCUUCUGCUUUCGUCUUUCAAAGAACAGUGAAUUAAAAUAUCAUGACAAAACAUCCGUGAACAACAUCACCUCAGUUUCCAUAGCUUGUAAACGUCAUGAUUACCUUCCAAGGCAUCCAUUUCACAUGCUAGGUGUUGCUAUUGUAUUCAAUGGCUACCUGUUUAUAAGUUCUUGUCUGCUCAAAGAAACCCCUGAAGACCAGUUUGUUAAUGAAUGCGGUUAGGGUUUUCACUGGGCCUCGUAUCCACUGGCAUUAAAAGGAAUGGAAUAUUACAAGUACCCGCUACUGUUUCAGGUGCUAUUUAUGGUUCUACCUUGGUCUUUGGAACAUAUCCCUGAGGGAUAAAAACCUUGAGCGAAGGUAGGAACUGGCAAAAAAUGAACGCUAAUCCAUUUUCCUCGAGUAGGGUAUUCUCAUAGGCUGUUCCCACUUCUGUCGUGGAAGUGAUGCCAUAGAUAUUCUCCUCAGGUUCGUGUAACUCAUUAAAAACCCAUCUGAAGCUGAAUAGGAGCUUAGUAAUCAGUUAUAAACUGUUUAUCAUUAAUCAAAAUGUCACAAACCCUCACCAAACCGUGAAUAAAUCUUUUAAGUAGACACAAGAUCAUAAUUGAUGGGAAUCAUUUGGACCACAAUGUGUACUCAGCAGUCAGAUUUCUUUUCUGAAUCUUUAUGUUUUUAUUGGCUUAUCCCGUCUCCCAAUUCUUUUCGGAUCAAUCAUAAGAUUCUUAGAAGCAAUAAAGUCUUCUAUCAUGAAAUAUCAUGAUUGCCCUUCAUUUGGUAUUUUCUUCAAAAGCAAUACAGGUAACUGAAAUUCUGAAAAAUAGUUAUUCUUGGCAAGAUUCUCUUCGUGCCUGAUCUGAAGAAAAAACCGAUUAAGGAGAGUUGUUAUUGAUUGCAUGUAAACAUUAGACUUUGACACGGGCAUAAAGAUAUGAUGAAGAGUUCUGCAUACCCACAAACAUUUUAUUUAAGAAAAGAAUUUAAGAGCUUUUUCAUUUUUCAAUGAAUCUGGGAACCAUGUCCAGCGCGCCCAAAGAUUUUAGGACCAUCUGCAGUUCAUAUUCGGGAAGAUGUAUCUUGGGAGUUUGCAGGAAGGAUAGGAUGUUCCUUUUUCCCCGGGGAAUGCUACUUUUCUUUUCAUUUUCUGUAGAUUUUAGAGACGGUGAGAGCUCUAUUGGUACAGUUUAACUCAGGCUCAUGUGGUACGGACCCACGUUCGAAAAUUAAUUUUUCUUCCAUUGUAUUGGAAUCAUAUUGGGUUGUAUAAAAUUUCGCAGUGGUCUUUUUUUUGGUUCUGGAUAUUUUAUUUCUCGCAUGUUUAAAUUUCGUCUAUGUUAUCGUGAUGAUACAUAAUGAGAUUAAGGCGAAUUAUGUCUUCAAUAUUCUAGUGAAGCAAAAGACAGCAGAAUCGAUCUGACUGCUAACUGGCCAGCAUGUUUCUGUAAUCCUUUCUGAUCGUGACUGACGUUAGGUUGCAAUAAAUCAGACAUUAUGUUAAUUUUAAUGGUAUAUUUGUGCGAUACGGAGUCUUUAGAGUUCUUAUGGUUAAAUAAUGACACGGUGAAUUAAUCGAUGUGAAAUUUUGUUGCCAACUUAUUGUGUACGAUGCAAUCUGUCAGGUACUCCUUAUUUGAUGUUGGAUCUGGAUGUCAUGUUCAUUUGAGUUUGUGGGAAAACGGAAAGAAUGUUUUCAUGGGAUCUGAUGUGUCAGCAACUAGGCAUGGAAUGUCAAAUAUUGGAGAAAAAUUCAUGGCCGGCAUUCUGCAUCAUCUUCCAUCUAUCUUAGCACUCACAGCGCCACUGCCAAACAGGUGACUAUAUUUCCUAGACAAUUGCUAAAUUCCAUGGGAGGAUGUACGUUCAUGAGCCUUGAUAAUGUUAUAAAUGCAGCUAUGAGCGCAUUCAACCAAAUACCUGGAGUGGAGCGUACCAAUGCUGGGGCAAAGAGAACAGAGAGGCCCCAAUAAGAACUUCAUGCCCACCUGGUAUACCCGGGGGCCUUGUGAGCAACUUUGAGAUCAAAUCCUUUGAUGGCUGUGCAAAUCCCCAUCUGGGUCUGGCGGCUAUAAUGUCUUCUGGCAUCGAUGGCCUCCGAAGAAAUCUCUGCUUGCCCGAGCCCGUUGGUAUGUUUAUUUUCCAAUUAAUUCACCAGUCGACUAUGAAUUUCAGUCUGCCCAUCCUUUGAGGCCACAAAUUCUACCGAAUUAAUUAAUGCUACCUUAAUUUCUUAUUAGAAAAAUUGCCCCUAUGAUUAGGAUUAUCAUAUAAUUAUAUCACAGCAAUCAUAUUAAAGAAAAACUACCCAUUUCUUCAAAGUUGAAGGCAGCUACUUCACAGAGUGAUUCUUGUGGCGCAGAGAUAAAUCCUGCUGAUCUCGUUCCAACGCCUCCAAGGUUACCCAGCGUGCUGGCUGAGUCUGUUAAAGCUCUCGAGGGGAACGAGGUUAUAAAGGAGAUGAUGGGGGAGAAGCUUUUAACGGCCAUACUAGGCGUUCGGAAGGUGACUUCUUCUCUCUCUCUCUCUCUCUCUCUCUCUCUUCUUUCUAGAAACGAUUGGAGCCUCUGCUUGCCGACCGGCUGAAUCUUCUCUUUUUCUCUGGUUCGUACUGCAGGCGGAGGUCAGCUUCUAUGCAAAGAACGAGAAAGCAUCCGAGCUACUCAUUCACAGGUAUUAA